Molecule: messenger RNA, 692 nt
Organism: Rana temporaria (common frog)
Lineage: Eukaryota; Metazoa; Chordata; Amphibia; Anura; Ranidae
Gene: VCF1
Product: family with sequence similarity 104 member A
Exons: 4
Coding region: 271-606 (111 amino acids)
Source: RefSeq, a predicted model, not a curated record
GGUGAGCUAGCAGAGCGCUGCGGCGUCACCCGGGCCUGUAUCCGGCCAGAGCCUCGGUCUGGGAGGUGAUAGAGCCCAGCGGGGCUGCAGGGUGUGUGGGAUGAGGAGCUGGGCGAGAAGAGGCCGGGGCCGCAGCCUCAGACAGACUCAGGAGCCUGAAAUAAUCAGCCGAGAUUUCUGAUCCAGAACCGACCCACAAUCUGCCCCUACCCCCCCCGGUAUUCCUGGUGGAUUCUUCUUGUGUGAUCCGGUACAGCCGGCAGAGACCAGAUGUUGCCUGAUAGUAGGAAGAGGCGGAGGGACAAUGAUGUCUCCCAGCUCCCGCAGUCAAAGAGGAGCAGCGGGAGUCCCCCGGGGUUCCAGGACUGGGAAGCGGAGGCGGAGUCUUCUUCAGGGAGCGACAGCAGCAACAGUAACCUCAGCCUAGACAGAAGCGGAGCCUCGGACCACCUCCAGACUUUGGGCAGCUCAGGCCCCGCCACCCCGCAGCCGGUGUCCGCCCCCGAGCAGUCCGCUCUCAAUCAGGGACCCUACGUGCACAUCAAUCAGAUCCUGAAAGAGGCCCACUUUUCCAGUUUACAGCAACGCGGCUGCCCCUCCUCCUGACCUGCCUGGUCCGCGCUCCACCAAAAAAACAAAACAGGACCGGUCGCGUUCUUGGGACUCGCCGAUAAAAAAAAAAAAACCUUCCU